AUGACAUACCGUGACACAUCUCCUCAAGGGUGUUCAUUAAUGCAAUUGCAUUGCUUUACAUUUCCUUUGAUGUGUUGUUUGAUUAGCGCUACUCUUGAAAUUUUAUCUGCAACUCGUAACGGAUGGAACCAGGCGAGGAGGAGAACCAGCCGUGGAUGGCUUCCGGCUUCGACCGAGGAACGGAAACCACCGCCAACUUAUUUCAUUUCUGAUGAUUCCUUGGCGAGGAGGGACUGGUACUCCGUGAACUCGCCCUCCAUGUUGGGCACCAGGAACGUCUGCCAGAGGCUCGUUACCCGCGCACAGGGUGCCAAGGUUGGCGGGCAAGCUUUGCCGUGCCGCUCCCUCGACAAAGUGCAGAAGCUCGGGCGUGUCUCGGGCGAGAGCUACAUGGCGGCGUGUCGGUCGCAACUUGAGGCACCUUCCUCAGUCCGCGACGUUCCUCAGUGGCUCUCAACUACCGCACAACCCGAUGCUGUUUCUCUCGCCAGUCUCCGCGGGGCCUUUUGCAGUGCUGGUUGCGCUCGAUCCCCCUCGAACAUCACAACAAGCGCGUCUGAAUGGCGUACACUGCAAGCAAGGCAACCCUCGACGGCUUUGAGACUUCGGCGUAGCUCUCACUGCUACACAGUUUGA
Messenger RNA from Closterium sp. Yama58-4, 636 nucleotides. NCBI's taxonomy places the organism in Eukaryota, Viridiplantae, Streptophyta, Zygnematophyceae, Desmidiales, Closteriaceae. The record is from the annotation of a GenBank genome assembly.